CAUCCUGUCAUCCACUCAUGCAGAAGGACCUGCCUCAGUAUUGGUAUAACAUUAGAUGCUUGCAUUCUAGGAUUAAAUGUUUUAAAAGAUAAAAUAGUGUUGUAUUGUUGGUUUGGCUUUGGGACCAAUACCAAUAGCCUGCUCCGGGUAGAUGUCUGUUACCAUGAGGACAACCAUUUUGGGGAGAGCUCUGCUAUUGAUGCUCCAUGUCACACUGGGCUCCUGCCAAUCAGAGGAUAAUUUUCUUAUGUAUGAUGAGAAUAUGAACAAAUGCCUCAGAGGCAGUCAGCCCCUGAUGUUAUACCACUGUGACUCCAACCAUCCAAGUCAGCAGUUCCGCUGGACAUCAGAAGACCGCAUCUUCAAUGUUCACUUGAAAAAGUGUCUGGGAGCUGGGAGCAGAGCUGAUGGCUCAGGUCUACAGUGGUUCACCUGUGAUGACAAGAGUGACCUGCAGAAGUGGGAAUGUAAGAACAACACAAAGCUAAAUCUGAAGGGGACAGAUCUUUUCGUAUCUCAGGAGGAGAACACUGUUCUCAGACUCACCCAAGACAAUAGCACUGCCAGCCAGUGGCUAAUCCAUGGCACCGAGGAGGGGCUUUGCUCGCGCCCAUACCGAGAAAUCUACACAGUACAAGGCAAUGCCUUUGGUAGUCCUUGCCAUUUCCCCUUCCAUUAUCAAGGCCAGUGGUACUCAGAUUGUAAGCUGGAAGAGCCCACACAGCGAUAUUGGUGUUCAGUAGACAGAGACUACAACGACAAAUGGGGCUACUGCCCCACAACACGAAGUCAACCUUUGGAGUCAGAGGGCUGGAAGAAGAACCCCCUAACGGGUGUGUAUUACCAGGUGAACGUCAACUCUGCCCUGACAUGGCACCAAGCCCGCAUGAGUUGUCAACAGCAGGACUCAGACCUCCUGAGCAUCACUGAGCCCCAGGAGCAGACCUUCAUCUCAGGGAUCACAAACGAAUUCCAAACCAGUCUUUGGAUCGGGUUAAACCAACUGAACUCUGAGAGCGGAUGGCAAUGGGUGGAUGGGAAUCCAUUUUCCUAUUUAAGAUGGGGAUCAGGACAGCCAAAUCCAGCCCCGGGAUGGUCAUGUGCCUCCCUAAUCACUGCACAAAACUACGAGUGGCAAAACAAGCUGUGCUCCAGAAGACAUGGGUAUAUCUGCCAGAGAAGAACUACAAUCUCAGCUACUGCUACACCUGCUCCACCAGUUACUUGCAAUGCUCCGUGGAUUUCAUAUGCAGGGCACUGCUAUUUCUUGAACCGCACAAAGAAGACAUGGAAGGAUGCUAAUGCCCAGUGCAUAGCUGGUGGUGGACAUUUAGCGAGCAUUCACAACAUAGAGGAACAAAGCUUUGUCCUCUCACAGCUGGGCUACAGAGAGACAGAUAAGCUGUGGAUUGGACUGAAUGACAAAAAGACCCAGCUGCUGUUUGAAUGGAGCGAUCAUUCUCGGGUCAUGUUCACUGCAUGGGAUGUGCAGGAGCCCUCACACCACCGAUCUGAAGAGGAGGACUGUGUCCUCAUGGGGGGAAAGGAUGGGAAAUGGGGAGAUGCAAGUUGUGAAGAGCAAAAUGGGUUGAUCUGUAAAAAAGCUGGAGACUCUGCAUCAUCAUCGGCAAUGGAGCAUAACAACAUUGGCUGCAAAGCUGGGUGGACUAGGCAUGGCUACAAUUGUUACUUUGUCGGCCCGACCACAAAAACAUUUGAUGAAGCAAAAGACAGUUGUCAAGACAGCGGAGCACACUUGGUUGAUUUGCCAGACAGAUUAGAGAAUGCAUUUCUUAUCAGCAUGGUUGGAGCCAGACCUGAGAAGCACUUCUGGAUAGGGCUGAACAACCAAAGAAACCUUUCUGUUUUUGAAUGGACCAACACCCCGAAAGUCCCUUACACUCAUUGGAAUGCUCGUAUGCCAGGCCAGAAACAGGGCUGUGUGGCUAUGACCACUGGCACUCUGGCAGGGCUGUGGGAUGUACUGAGCUGCUCCAACAAGGAGAAAUACAUCUGCAGACAUCAGGCUGAGGGAGUAGUCACCACUCCUGCCCCUACCACCUCACCCGCCCCGAGAUGUGCAGUGGGCUGGAGCCCGCUGGGGGACAGGCCAUUCUGUUUCAAGUUCUUUGAAAUGCCGUCUCGAGAACAGAGGAGCUGGUCAGAAGCUUUGGAAUACUGUAGAUCUAUAGGUGGUGAUCUAAUGAGUGUUCAUAGUGAUGCAGAAGGAGAACUUCUUAAACCUGCUCGUAUACCUCCAAUUUACCCCUGGUAUCGGGACCUUGACCACUGGCAUGGGGAACCUGACCCCUGGCAUAUGCCACCUCACUACUGGCUUCAAAGGGAGGGAUGGAUUGGUUACAGUGCUCAGGACCCUACUGUUGGCUAUACAUGGUCAGAUGGGUCUUCGUCCUCUUUCACUAACUGGAACUGGGGUGAACCGAACAACCUGCACAAUAUGGAGAACUGUGUUGAAAUUGUUCACAACAUGAAAUGGAAUGAUGCUCCUUGCGUGAAAAAGAAUGAUUUCUAUUGUGAAAUACAUAAAGGACGUACCCCCAAUGAACCUAAUGCUAAUCUAACUCAAUACAAUGUCACAGAAGAUGGAUGGGUUAGAUUCAAUGGUCAUCAGUACUUUCUGAAUAGUCAACGCAGACAUGACAUGGAAGAGGCUCAAACAUCCUGUCAGAAAAAGCAUGGGGACCUUGUAGUAAUUGACAGUGAAGAAGAAUGGACAUUUCUACAUACACAGAUGCAAGUACAGGUAAAUCGAGAUGUCAGCUAUUACAUUGGACUUAAAGUAGACUUGGAGAAAAAUGCACAGUGGAUGGACCAGACUCCAGCAAUUUUCACAAAAUGGCGUACUGAUCAGCCGCAAUUCCACGCCUACGAUGAGACCUGUGUGACAAUGGAUGCCGGUUAUGGUACCUUGACUAACAUCAACUGCGGUGCAGAGUGUGGCUAUAUUUGUGAGCGCGAUGAAGGUCAUCCUGUGAACUCUACAGCUGCCCCUGCCCCAACUGAAGCCCCUAAGCCCGGAGGCUGUGCCUCAGAGUGGACACAGUUCAACCAAUACUGCUACAAGCCUCACCCUGACGAAAGAAACUGGACUGAUGCUAAAACGAUCUGCAACAAAUUGAAUGGACAUCUAGUAUCAAUUCGAAACAGCGAAGAACAAGCAUUUGUGACAACUAUGAUGGCAAAUUAUUCACAAAAUAUGUGGAUCGGCUUACGAGAAGCUAGAGGCUUCCAGUGGACCGAAGGGAAACGUGUUACAUACAGCAACUUUGUAAAUGGAAGGAUGGCAAUGUAUGCAGCAAGUAUCAGGAGUUGCAUUGCAAUGGAAGGCAAACAAAGGAAAAAUGUUGGCAAGUGGGUGUUUACUCUAUGCUCUACUGCUCUCGGAUUUAUCUGCAAACGACCCACAGAUACCACCAUCCCACCACAGCCUUCAAUUCCUCAGUCGUAUGUCAGUUUUAGGAAUGACUCAUUAAAAGUGCUGCCAAGCAAUCUGACCUGGUUUGAGGCCCAGAAAGCUUGUGAGGAAGAUCAGGCCCAUCUAGUCAGCAUCCGUGAUGCCGUCACACAAGCCUUCAUUCAACUGCAAGCCCAUGAACUCAAACAGCCCAUCUGGAUUGGUCUCAACAAAAAUUUGACAGAUGGUUAUUUUACAUGGAUAGAUCAGUGGCACUUAAACAUGGAGAACUGGGUACACUGGUCAUCAUCCUCUUCAUUUCCAUGUGUAUAUGUGGAUUUGAAUGGCAAGUGGAAUCCUGCUCCAUGUAACCUAUCUCUCCCCAGCGUAUGCAAGCGCUCAACAGACACUCCACCAGUAACCAUUACCCAGUAUCCGGGGAUCUGCCCAAACUCAUGGGUGCCAUUCAGGAACUACUGCUACAAGCUGGGAACUGACAGAGGCUCCUGGUCAACAGCUCUUACCGAGUGUCUAGGAUUAGGAGCAUCUUUGCUAAGCAUUGAAGAUACCGAAGAGGCUGACUUUAUAAAAACUAUUUUGGAGUAUGUAGAAGACACAUAUGACCUCAUAUGGAUUGGUCUGUUCAAAACCAACAAAGAUCAGUGGCACUGGAUUGACAGGAGUAUACUGAGUUAUAUCAACUGGGGUGAGUAUCAACCCAGUAGCGAUGGCUAUGCUGCAAUGUCAACGUCAGAUUUGACAUGGAGAACUAAAUCCAAGUACCGUAUUCUGGGAUAUAUCUGCAAAAAGGCCAAAGAGCCCAGGCCUACAGUGGCAGUGCCUGAAACCGUUGCUUCAAAGGUUUACCGCGUCCAUACAGGUGUGAUUGCUGCCUUUAUCAUCACCUUGGGAACUGUGACAGGAUUCAUAGCAUUUUUUUAUUACAGAGGCUAUAAACCAUCAUUACCCACAUUGACCUCUUUUGGAAAUCAUUUGUACUUCAAUUCCACUGAGUCUGAUAUCUCUGAAAAGGUUAGUGUUGUACAGAACAUGGAGAUAGACUCAUGUUCACUAGAGAAGGACAAUUUGGCAGAUGAUAAAGACAUCUAAACUUUGUCUGAAGUAUGUCAUGGUAAGAUCACUCACUUUAAAGUAUAUAAACAAACAUUGGUGACAUUAUAAUGAACCCUCGUCCAAGUUGUAGAUCAGUAACACCUGAGCCAUUAUUCGACUAAUUCUAUACAUUUUUCGGAAUAAUUUACCUGAAAAAGUCAUGGAAUGAAGUGAAUUUGUUAAAAGGAAUAAGAAAGGUAUUUAAAUUCUAUUUUGCUAAUUGGGUCCAGAAGCACAAAAUAACACAUUUUUUUUUAAUACUGUAUGUUGUAACGCGCAUGUUUUAUGUGUCACAUAAUUUUCUUGCUCUUUAUCAUCUUUUCACUUACACUGUAAAUGCUACUGUUAAUGGUUAUCACUGUGAAGGAACAUCAGAAGUCAAUUCCAAUAUCACAGCUUAUGUAUAGUGUUAUUGCAUGUGUAGAAACGGCACUAUAUUCUAUUCUAUUCUAUUCUAUUCUGCUCUGUUCUAUAUACGGAUGAAAUGUACGACCCCUGUUGUAUAGUGUUUUAAAAGGCUAUAUAUACACUCUAGAUCCUUGGCCUUCAAGAAGCAAGUAAUGACUAUUCUCUUGCGUGACUAUUUACUACACUUAUGCUUGAGCUGCCCCAGUCCCUUAUAUUUUCUGUGCACUUUGUAUCUGCUCAUGAUGUUCACAAUGAUUAUGUCCUCGAUUGUAAGUCGGUUUGGUUAAAAAGCGUCUGCCAAAUGCAAUGUAAUGUAAUGUAAUGUAAAGGCUGAUUAAAAUGGAUGUCCUAUGUUAAAGUCAUUUGAUGAACAACAA
Molecule: messenger RNA, 5313 nt
Organism: Engraulis encrasicolus (European anchovy)
Lineage: Eukaryota; Metazoa; Chordata; Actinopteri; Clupeiformes; Engraulidae
Product: macrophage mannose receptor 1-like
Exons: 30
Coding region: 152-4525 (1457 amino acids)
Molecular function (GO): signaling receptor activity
Source: RefSeq, a predicted model, not a curated record